CAACGCUCUAACCACUAGGCUACCCUGCCGCCCCAUGAUAUACUGUAGUAGUGAAAGACAAGCUACUCACCUUUAACUGGUAGACCACUGGACUAAUGGAACUUUAACUAGUGGACUAAUGGAGCUUUAAAUAGUAGGCCACUGGACUAAGGGAGCUUUAACUAGUAGGCCACUGGACUAAGGGAGCUUUAACUAGUGGACUAAUGGAGCUUUAACUAGUAGGCCACUGGACCAAGGGAGCUUUAACUAGUACGCCACUGGACUAAGGGAGCUUUAAAUAGUAGGCCACUAGAUUAAUGGAGCUUUAACUAGUGGACUAAUGGAGCUUUAACUAGUAGGCCACUGGACUAAGGGAGCUUCAACUAGUAGGCUACUGGACUAAGGGAGCUUUAACUAGUGGACUAAUGGAGCUUAACUAGUAGGCCACUGGACUAAGGGAGCUUUAACUAGUAGGCCACUGGACUAAGGGAGCUUUAAAUAGUAGGCCACUAGAUUAAUGGAGCUUUAACUAGUGGACUAAUGGAGCUUUAACUAGUAGGCCACUGGACCAAGGGAGCUUUAACUAGUAGGCCACUGGACUAAUGGAACUUUAACUAGUAGGCCACUGGACUAAUGGAGCUUUAACUAGUGGACUAAUGGAGCUGCAAAUUAGACAAGGAAUCAGAGACAGAUGAAUUAGUAAAUGUAUUGUUUUUCAUGCACUUCCCAACUCUAAUGUGGUGUGGUGGCCUUCUGCUAAACGGUUAGAAAGACAAGGUAAAGGAUUCCAGUGAAAUACUAGGUGUGUGUUUUCUGUGCUUCCUGUAGUCUAAGCUGUAAGUGAGAAGAAGAGAAUUCACAUGGUGGAGGUGGGGAAACUGUCCAAGCAAGCUAAGAGUAAAACAGAGAGAAAGUCAUGUUAAAAUUAGCAAUUUAUAUUUGUAUUUUUAAUUUGGACCUAAUAUAUUUCAGUUCAAAAUAAUGUGAUAUUUCAUAGAUAAGUGUUUGUGUUCCAAAUUGAAUACUUGUGUUCUGUGUAGAGGGUACAGCGAGUAUGGAAGUAAACUGUCAUUAUUCAAGUAUGAUUCCAAACCCAACAACGCGAAACGGCAAAUAUGUACUAGGUUUGCGGGAAGUUCUAUAAGUUCUAUAAGUUCUAUAAGUUCUAUAAGUUCUAUAAGCUUCCUUGGGAGGUCUGGAAAACAAAGCACACAUGGGAGCAUACAUUUUCAUUCCCUUUGCCGGGAAGGCUAUCCCAUGACACCUUGCAACACAGUGAAAAUCACCCCCCCCCCAAAAAAAUCUGAAUUAAUGGUGGACUGAAGUCCCUGCUUGGGAGAAUAUGUUCCAGAGGAAAAAGGACUAACUUUGUAAAAUGUAAGUAUUAUGUUUAUUUAUUCACAAAAUUAUGUUAAAAUGUUCAACAAAUUACUUUCAUAUGAAUUUUGAAUUCAGGCAAUCUCAUCCUGGUUAUCAGCUGUUUUAGGGAUGACAAACUAAACAAACUAAUCGUAAAAUCAACGGUGUCAAUUGUGAAAACCCAGACAGUUUUUAAAAAAUCCUGAAUUAGUGAACGAGCUAGCCAGCUAAUGAGAAAUGUAGGAAUUAGUUCGUUUCACAUUUGUUUUCAAGGACAGAUGGCAACUGAUGUGUUAAUUUCACUCCAUGGCUUUGGCAGGACAAAAUAGUCAUGGCCGACUGGUUUGGAGGUGAUGGAUACUCUGUCCAUGCUUUCUUACUCCACGGUCGCGCAACAGGCAGGAAUCAAGCCCUUUCCAACAGAGGAGAGUCUGAAAGACGAGGAUAUUUACAGUCAUCUGAAGGACCUGAUUGAUGAGAACGUUCUAGAGGAUGAGGGAGAGUUGUAUGUUCCAGUCUACGGGUUGGAUGACACCGAUGAAGGAGGAGAGAUCUAUGAAGACCUGAUGAGGACCGAACAGCAUCCUACACUGAAGCAGGCUGAGAAUGUGAGAAGCUGCUGCCUCUCAGAGAUCAAACAAACAGAGGAGAGAUACACAGAGACCCUGGAGUCUAUAGAGAAGUACUUUUUGAAUCCACUGAAGAAAUUUUUCACUGCGUCAGAAAUCGACAAGGUUUUCGUCAACAUCCCUGACCUGGUGAAAGUCCAUAAGAGUCUGAUGGUGGAGGUGCAAGAGUCCAUUCUCAACAAGAACGCCUUAAACCUCUACCAGGUCUUCAUUGCCUAUAAGGACAGGCUACUCAUUUAUGGAAUCUACUGCAGCCACGUUGAGAUAUCCAUCACAGUGUUGGACUUUAUUUGUAAGGAGAAAGAGGACGUACGACUAAAGCUAGAGGAAUGUUCUAAAAGAGCCAACAAUGGGAAGUUCACUCUGAGAGAUCUACUGGUGGUUCCCAUGCAGAGAGUCCUCAAGUACCAUCUCCUACUACAGGAGCUGGUCAAACACACCCCCGACGCAGCCGACAAGAACAACCUGAAGAUGGCUCUGGAUGCCAUGAAGGACUUGGCUCAGUAUGUCAAUGAGGUGAAGAGAGACAAGGAGACUCUGAAGGAGAUCAACCAGUAUCAACGCUCCAUCGAGAACCUGAACCAGCCCCUGGAGAGCUACGGACGGCCCAAGGGGGACGGAGAGGUCCGAAUGGUGUCUAAUGUUGACAAGAAGAAACAGGACAGACAUAUCUUCCUGUUUGACGGGGCUGUGAUCGUCUGUAAGAGACGAGGAGACAACUAUGAGAUGAAGGAUGUGAUUGAUCUCAACUACUUUAAGAUCACCAACAACCCCACCCAGGAUAGAGAGAGCAAGAAGUGGUUCUAUGGUUUCUACCUGACCCAUCAGCAGGGGCAGAGUGGCUUUGAGUUCUUCUUCAAGACCAAGGAGCUGAAGAAGAAGUGGUUGGACCAGUUUGACAUGGCAAUAUCCAACAUCAGACCAGAGAACUCCAGUAACAACUUCCACCAGUUCAGGAUGCAUACCUUCAUCAGAAUCACUACCUGUAGCUCCUGUCACCUGCUCCUCAGGGGUAUCUUCAACCAGGGCUAUCUCUGUCUUAAGUGUGGACUCGGAGCUCAUAAGGAAUGUCUGGGUAGAGUGGGUGUCUGCGGAAGAACUGAUUCUGCCAAGCUGAGGCCUGAGAGGGCUCCGACGGUGCGUAAACAACCAGACCCAGGUCUCCCUAGGAUGCUGGUGAUCAGAGACUACUGUGGCAUCCCCUCUCCCCAGAGUGCCCCCCCGUUGACCAUCCAUGCUGGGGACAUCAUCGAGCUCAUCUGUGCCGACCUACACAGCUCCUGGUGGCAGGGCAAGAUCUUGGCGACGAGAGAGAUUGGUUCCUUUCCCAGCGAUGCCGUUCGGCCAUGCCCAUGUGUACCCAAACCAGUGGAUUAUUCAGCCCAGCUGUGGUUUGCAGGGCCAAUGGAGAGGCAGGAGGCGACGGUAAAGCUGAUGGACAGAGAGAACAGCACCUACCUGAUCAGACACCGGACCAGAGAGUCUAACGAGUAUGCCAUCAGUAUCAAGUUCAACGACGAAGUCAAACACAUCAAGAUCCUGACAAAGAAUGAAUGCUUUUACAUCGCAGAGACCAGGCUGUUUAAGACUGUGUUGGACCUGGUCGACUACUACAAGCAGCAUUCUCUGAGAGAGGGCUUCAAGAGUCUGGACACAACACUGCAGGUACCAUUCAGGGAGCCAAGCAACGGGAACAACAUGCCCCAAGGCAUCCGGCACACUGGCACUGUGUUCUCUCCCAGGGUGGUGGGCAUCGCGUUGGCACGCUACGACUUCAGUUCCAGAGACACCAGAGAGCUGUCUCUACAAGAGGGAGACUUAGUCAAGAUCUACACCAAGAUGGCUAACGGCUGGUGGAAGGGAGAGGUCAACGGCAGGGUGGGCUGGUUUCCCUCUACAUAUGUGGAAGAGGAAGACUGAGCUGGUUGAUUAAACCUCAGCUCUCAGGUGACACGGCUAUAGCCCACACUGCACUACGGCUCCAGACAUCCUCCAGGUUGUGGAGCCACAGCAUCCUGGCACUCUGAUAGAACUCAGACAAGACAAAAGCCCCAAGCCAGACAGAUGGAAGUAGGACAUGCCCUCUAUCCUCAUCCAUCCUCACCCUACCUCACCCAUCCUCAACACACCCAUCCUCCUCAACACACCCCUCCUCACCUCUCCCAUCCUCACCUCACCCCACCCCACCUCAGCCCUCCC
Molecule: messenger RNA, 4166 nt
Organism: Oncorhynchus tshawytscha (Chinook salmon)
Lineage: Eukaryota; Metazoa; Chordata; Actinopteri; Salmoniformes; Salmonidae
Product: guanine nucleotide exchange factor VAV3-like
Exons: 26
Coding region: 1692-3887 (731 amino acids)
Biological process (GO): cell migration; regulation of GTPase activity; intracellular signal transduction
Cellular component (GO): plasma membrane; cytoplasm
Molecular function (GO): guanyl-nucleotide exchange factor activity; protein binding
Source: RefSeq, a predicted model, not a curated record